AUGCUCAAGUACAAUGCCACUCAGAUGUUCAUUGAUACAUUCGAUGCCCUACAGUCCCAGUCCAUCUCAUCAAAGGUGUCAUUGACCAGUGACCUCAAGAAACGCUUCCUCUCCAGACUAUUGCUCAAAACGAUCAAGUACAACAAUGCCCAAGCAUUCAAUCAUCUACUAAAGCAACAGUGUACCGAUGGUAUCCUUCCCCUGUUCGACAACCACAAUGAGCACAAAGCUAGAUGGACGUCAUACUUGAUCAAACAUGGCAAUGUUGAGUUGCUCACAGCCUACCUCGUGAUGCACACUCAUUGCAAGAUGUCAACAUCCUACAUCAUGCCGGCCAUCGACACGGGCAACGUACAGUUCGUUCGACUAUUGCUCCAACACAACAUGUUUCAACGUCGCGAACUUUAUGAUGCGCGUACGCCAUACCAGUUCAAACGGCUAGGCGUCAGUAUCGACAUGCUCAAGCUGUUGCACGAGGAGUUCAAUAUACUCUACAAAUAUGAUGAACGUGUAAUGCUCUGGUCAAGGUUGUUGGGACAAUCAAUCAAGUCAAGCAAGGUAGACAGUGUACAAUACAUUCUCAAACACAUGGGGUACAAUGCAUCCUUGGAAAUGUCAACGCUAGAGUUUGUAUUAUCACAGCAUCGCGAGAACAUUGGCAUGAAUGGUAGCAUCGACCUCUAUGACGCGCUGUGUGCCGAUACAAACUGCGCCAAGGUGCUCUUCCAGAUGCACUUCGGCCUCGAACACAUUUUGCGCAUGGCAGCUGCUCACGGACAUAGCGAUCUCAUCAAACAUAUCUACACAUCAUACUGCCAACACAAUCCCGAAAAGAGGACAUACAUCCAUGAUAUGUUUGAAGAUGGCGAGGCAAUGAGUAGGCUCCGCAUGGCACCCUUGGUCCUGAUUCUCAACGAUGACCUUGACGUCGCCGAGUCAAUGAUCGAUCAACUAUGUCCAGCGAUCAAUCUCAAAUUGUGGUCUACCAUGUCUGAGCGGAUGGCCAUGCACCUGACCAAGGCGCGACAUCAUCCAUUGAAAUUCAAUCAACUUCAUUUGAUCGAUAUCAUUGAUGCGCUCAGCCAGCCUGGCAGCAAGAUCACCGAGGAGAUCAUUCAUCGAUUCAUUGAUAAUUGCAGCAUUGAGACCUCUCAGCGUUACUAUGGAGAUGACAUUGACGAUGUCCGGUUUGCACUAACUAAGGCUCCCAGUGUGUCCCCAUCAUUCGUUCAACAUCUCAGACAUGCAUUCAAUCUUCAUUACCCAGUCACCACAGACUUUGAAGACGGUAUGAUGUUGCGAGCGUUGGAGAUGGCCGACUUUGAUCAACUUUCCAUAGCCUUCCAGCUUCUCGAUCGUCCCGGAAUUGAGUUGAUGAUGUCAAAUGACAUCAGGAAGAAGAAGAUAGUGGUGGCCGCCAGCAAACUCAUCUCACACUCUUCAUUGGACGUGGUCACUCUCAUGUUGGACAAUCUGCCAGUCUUCAAGCUAGACCCUCAUAUAUGUGAAUGGGCCGUGUCCAACACCAAUGUGGACGUGAUCCAGUAUGUGCUGGGAUUGUUCCAUUUCGAUGUUGAACCAAGUAUCUCAAUUGAUAUCGACAAUAUAAUCAACUUGGCAUAUAUUGGUAAUAAUGCUCAUAUAAUUAUACCUGCGCUCAAACAUCGAUUUGAACAUGAGCUUGGCAAGACUUUGCCAAGGGUCCACCUGGCAACACUAAAUCAGGCUGCGACAAAGAAUGCCCAUCACUCAUUAGAGUAUCAUUUUGGAAGCUCAGAGUUCCAAUCAAUGUCCGAAUCAAACCGACUGAGUACCCUCCACUCGAUCCUCAACAGUGCCUACGAUCAAGGUUACUUCACCAUUGUCAAGAGAUGCACCACAAUGAUAGAUGAGAUUCAAUCAAUCAAUCAAUCACUCUUGAUCAACUCAAUUGUUGGAACUAUCCCUUCAUUCAAUCACUCCCAGUGA
Acytostelium subglobosum LB1 is the source of this 1968-nucleotide messenger RNA. RefSeq lists its product as hypothetical. Bases 1 to 1968 code for a protein of 655 amino acids. The record is from RefSeq and is a predicted model, not a curated record. The transcript has a single exon. NCBI's taxonomy places the organism in Eukaryota, Evosea, Eumycetozoa, Acytosteliales, Acytosteliaceae.